AUGCUGGAGGACAAGCUGACUUGGGCCUUGCCUCGUGCUGACGGCUGCAGCCGUUGCUCUCUUCCAGUCUUUGCUGAUGGCACCAGGAAUGCUCGCGCAUCUGCAUAUCUUGCAGGCGCUCUCAUCCAACAAAUGAUGUGGCAGCGCGGCGCCAGAAGUCUCAUCCUCCAUGGCCCACCAAAGCUUUGCAAAUUCCUCCAGGAGUGUUACUCUGCAGGCGGUUUCUAUGACCUGGAAGUGACGUCUAUGCCCAAGCUCUGCGGAGUACCAGACAAACCCUUCGAGGUGAAAAUCGUGGACACCGAAGAUGAUGUCCCAGAGAGGACGUGUAGCCGAACCAGAAAAAUUCGGCUACACGCAGAGGGAUGCCUCCGGGCCUUCGAGAAGGAUGCCGCCGGGGCUUUGGGAUAGAAUGGACGGUACUUUUUUAAAAGGAUGUGUGUCCGCGUUUGCUUUAGGAUUUUUUGGCUUUUCAAUCUGGAGCAGUUUCCUUGCUAUCUGCUG
Cladocopium goreaui is the source of this 504-nucleotide messenger RNA. Lineage: Eukaryota; Dinophyceae; Suessiales; Symbiodiniaceae. The record is from the annotation of a GenBank genome assembly.